AGUGACAUAUUUUACCAUAUCAGUGUAUAAAACGAAGGUAGUAAAUACAAAAUACGACGCACUAGAUAUUGCCAAAUGUUGCGCAAAAUAAUUUUAAUAUCUUUAGCUAUAGCUGGAUGUAUGGCAGAUAAUCCAACAGUAGAUACGGACAUUAUCGGAACUAUAAGUAGAAAUCUUUAUCAAGCUCUAAAUAAUGUAGAAAGGUUUGCCGUGAAUAACGCAAGAGUACUGCAGGAUACAGCAUCACCAGUGGUGAAUAUUUUUCCCCAUCUACUACCAUCUGUAUUAUCUAGCUCACCGGAUAUACGUCCAGCACCAGGCUUUGACGAAAUUACAGCAAGCAUUUUUCGAUAUUUUAAAGCCAUUUUUACUUAUCAAAUGGAGCUAAUACAAAUGGCGCAAAGUAUCAGUGAGCGCGUUCUAUCCUUUCAAAUUUUUCCUUCUAUACCUGAAAAUUUUGAAUUAGAUGAUGUACGUGACUCAAUUUCUAAAUGGAUAACAAAAAACCGGUUCUUAUUAGAAGAUCUAUUAAAAGAUAUUUUAGAUUAUAUGCCAGCAUUUCCUCAACUUCCAGAUUUUAUUGUCCCCAUGGGGAUAACCGUCAAUGAUUAUAUCAAUAAUUUACCAGAAUCAACCCGUGCUACUUUUGGCAAUAUCUUGGACUUUACUGUACCCCUUCUAUCAAUGGAUACUUCUGAUACUUUGGAAACAUUACUUAAAGCAUUACCGUUACAAAUAAAAGCUGAUAUAUCUGCUUCAACAUCACCAAAUAUAUCAGAUUCAAUAUUACCCAAUGUAGCAACUUCAACAUCAUCGGAUAUAGCAGUUUCAACAUUACCCAACGUAGCUGUCACGACAUCGCCCAAUAUAGCUGUUUCAACAUUGACCAAUUUAACUUCUUCAACUACGCAGAGUAUAGCUGUUACAACACCACCUAAUAUAGAUCUUCUAUCAUCUCUUACGACAGGCUUUCCAAUGUCAUCUUCGACAGCCAAUCCAACAUCGGCCACGACAGCGGUUCCAAUAUCGUCCAAAAAACGCUUUCCCAAAUUCCCAAAUAUAUUUAAUUUAACAUCACUCUUUUCUGUGCCUAAAUUUAAUUUUACUUUUUGAUUGUGUUGUAAAUAAAAUAUCAAUAAAAACAUUGCAAAAAA
Messenger RNA from Diabrotica virgifera virgifera (western corn rootworm), 1154 nucleotides. RefSeq lists its product as uncharacterized. The transcript is spliced from 7 exons. NCBI's taxonomy places the organism in Eukaryota, Metazoa, Arthropoda, Insecta, Coleoptera, Chrysomelidae. The coding region runs from base 76 to 1113 and encodes 345 amino acids. The record is from RefSeq and is a predicted model, not a curated record.